UCAGAAAGGCUUGUCUGUAAAUACAAAAAUUUUUUACCAAGAUGCUCCCCUUAAACUAGUUUGCACUAUAGGAUAAUCUAAUAUGCUUUGUGACUACUUAUACUGUAUGCAAAUUUAUUCCAGCAUUACUUCAUUGAUCAUUCACAACCCCUUUCAGUGUCUUCAGAAAGAAGACCAUUUUUGAAAGAGGAUGUGCAACCUCCACGUUUCAGUGAAUUGUGCAUGUGCUAAAUGAACCUACAAUAAUCAAUUAAUUUGAGGAUAAACAUUUUACUGAAUUACAGAUGACAGAAAGAGAUGACACUGAAAAUGACAGAUUCAAAACUGAGACACUUCCGUGAAAGUGAGUUUGCCAGUGGAAACAAUUCAACUCUAUCUCUAUCUCAGGAUGGUGACUCACCUGAAUGCAAAGUGGUCCAUUGGAAACGCAAACACGUGCUUAUAGCAAAUGGAGAAAUGUUGGGAAAGACCAAGAAGCGGCCCAAAAUAAUCCCAGAGCUUAUAGAGCCAUCAAGUCAGAAGAGUACCACUGUUGUUGGGUUGCCUACCAGCACAACUGAGCAAAAAGGUUCCCAGUUUCUUGGAAAAUUGUUCAUGGGCAAGGAAAGUGAUGCUGAUAAGGAUGCUGUGGUUGAACCACUGUGGAAAAGAAAGCAUGACCCUAACAGCAAGUAUAAUAAAGGAUUAUUUAGUGAAAAGGAAAGUCAAGUUGUUAAUGAAAAUUGGAAUCAGUUUCAAAAGGAGUACAAAUUUUAUGACUUGCGCCCCCUGAUAAACUACCGCACCUGCAUUUUGGAAGGCAGUCCUGACUCAUUUUCAAUAAAUCAGGUCUUCUUCACCUCAGUACCUCAACAAAAAAUGUUUCUAAACUACAUAAGAAGAGGAUUAAACCGAAGUUUGUUUCAGGUAAAAAUUCACCUGCGUUCAUUAGUAUCAAGUAUACACAGCAAUUUUGCAUGGAGUAAACGCAUCAACUUGACUCAUCAAAACAUCAUGGCAAAAAAAGAGAUGUGCCUUAUUGACCUGUUUCUCAAGCGCUAUGGCGUAGAUGCUGUUUCAAUGGAGUUCAUCGUGAAUUCAACAAGUGGUGCACUGCUCCACAAUAGCCUUAAGUCAUACUAUCGCUUCAAGCUCUGCCCAAUCGCCGCUGGACCAUGGACAGAAGAAGAGAUGUUGCGUCUCAUCAAAGGUGUGGUGUACACCUGGAACAAAACGCCUACUCAAAACCACUCCCAUUCCCUCAAUGGCACUAAAUGGAUGAAAGUAUUUCUUUUUGUUAGAACACGCACGCCUAAANUCUGGAUGUAUAUAUUCUUGCUUCUAAGCAGAAAUUCAUGUUCAAGCCUAAAGCUCUGA
Messenger RNA from Hyalella azteca, 1356 nucleotides. RefSeq lists its product as uncharacterized. The coding region runs from base 298 to 1356 and encodes 352 amino acids. The record is from RefSeq and is a predicted model, not a curated record. Lineage: Eukaryota; Metazoa; Arthropoda; Malacostraca; Amphipoda; Hyalellidae. The transcript has 6 exons.